UCCUAAUAUUUGCACGUAAACACCGUAGUGAAGUCAACUUGAACUGAAAAUGAAAGUAGACUUUGUUGAUCUGCGCAGGACAGACACGGAUAUCCGUAGAAUGAUGAAUGUAAUUUGACAUUUGAAAUUCCAUUUUUUUUUUUACCACAAAUACUUUUUCUUCAUCUUUAGCCAGAAGUUUACAAAUCAUGAUAUAUAAAUGGUGAACACAUUUGGGGACUGAUUUACAUUUUUUCUAGGAUUGUUGAACAGCCAUUAGUUUCUCAAUGGCUACAGGUUAUGAUGAGAGGUAUGCCAGACAACUUCAUGACCAAAGUCUGGAAUCUGAAAUCAUUCGAGGUAUAUCAGAGUUUCCAACAGACAGUGUGAGAAAUGAUCCUGAUGCUUUUCUAGCAUGGCAGUUACAAAAUCAAGAAUAUGAAAAAGAAAAAAAAAAGGAUAGAAUCCAUUUUGGCCAGAUGAAUUCAGUUUCACCCUCAAUUCAUCGAAAAAAUGAUAGAAGAAAGGACAAAAAUAGAAUCGAAAAUGGUAAUAGAGAUCACCCUGUGCUAAUUAUUGACAGUGAUAGUGAUACCGAAUGUGAUGCUCCACACAUGUGUCCAAUGGAUACUGAUGAAUUAAAGACAUACUCGGACAAUCAAAAGGGUUUUGGUGCCAACGUGGAGGAGACAUUUCCCAAAGAUAGUAGUGAUAAUAUGAUGGAUACUUCAUAUCAAAGUGUGACAGAAAAGGGGUCAGUGUUAGCCCAGCCUCAGAGUGAGGACAUUGAUAGCUCUGGCCGUUCGACCUUCACUUUCUACAGUGAUGACGUUGAGGAAGAUUCUAUCCCUGAAGUAUCUUCUUACGAUGAGGAUGUUUCAUCACCAAAGUUAAGAACGUUCCAAUCUGGAUUGCCAUCACCUCAAGUGAAAGAUUUUGAUGAAUUACCAAAUCCUCAUCAAGUGAAUGGAUAUCGGAGUAAUCCACAGGGUAUGAAGGGAUCAAGGCGAAGUAGAAAAUGGCCAAAGAAUAGUUAUAAGCAGAAUAAUCACUAUGAACAUACUGGUAACUAUAUUUACAAUGACACUAGACAUUAUGAUCACCAAGAUAGCAGUGAUGAUGAAACACAACCAAAACAGAGACAGUUGGAUACAUUCAAUCACAUACCCAAUCGAACAGAGAAAAAUUUCAGAAGAGCACAGAAAAAAUAUUAUUGUGGGCAAUCAGAGACACAAGAUGAUGAACUCAGAAGAGCACAGAAAAAAUAUUAUCGUGGGCAAUCAGAGACACAAGAUGAUGAACUUUUCGCCAGAAGACUGGGACAGGAACUAAACAGAACACAAGUAGAGAGGGAUGGAGAAAUGGCCAGGAGGUUGCAGGAAGAGGAAGAUGAGAAAAAUAAUUUAUUACGAGAAGAAAGAAACUUCCUUGACAGGAGGAUGCAACAGAGAAAUCAUCCAAAUCUGCAGAUGCACGAUCCAUAUGAAAACAGGGCAAUCCGACACAGAACUCCAUUUCAGUUACACAGAAUGCCAGAAGGUCUUCUAUUAUUACAGUCAAUUCUUGGAAUGGAAGGUCAAAUCUUGCCACCUCAUCUCAUGCAAGGAAAUGUUGAUUUGAAUGACUACGAGGCAUUAUGGGAGUUGGCCGAGAGGAUUGGAGAUGCAAAAGGAAGUGGAAUAACAGAGGAAGCUCUUCAGUCUCUCUGUACGACACAGUUCCAGUCCCAGACAGCAGACACAAAUGAUGUUAACGAGUGUCGGAUAUGUAUCUCGGACUUUGAUGAUGGGGAUACCAUCACAUCCUUACCAUGCAAUCAUAGAUUUCAUAAACACUGCAUAGAAACUUGGUUAAAGAGGAAAGCUGUUUGUCCCAUUUGCAGAAAAGACAUUCUAGAUGGUGACAAGAAUUAAAAUAGACAAAUGCAUGUAUAUAACAACUGAUUUCUCAGGCUUUAUAAUAAGAAUUACUGGUAUUAUGUAGUCAUGUAAAUUCAUAUUUUAUAAUUUAAAUCCUUGUUUUUAAAGACAAAGGAAAUAUUGAAGACUAAAGGUUGAAAUAUAUAAUAUUCAUGCCUCCCUUCGAAGAAGGGAGGGCAUAUUGCUUUACUUCCGUCUGUUGGUUGGUCAGUCUGUCUGUCUGUUGGUCCACCAACAGUUUGUGUUCAUUUUCUUCACAGAGGUUGCACAUACUGAAAUGAAAUUUAGUAUACAGAUUUAUCAGAAGAAUUCUAGGUCAAGUUCUGUUUUGGGUAUGAUUGAGCAAUUUUUGACAGAGUUAUGCCCCAAGGACUUAAAAAAUUCCUAUUAUUUGGGGGGGGGCAUAAGUGUUUCACAAACAACUCUUGUAAUUAUAGUAAGAAGAUUUUUUCAUAAUUUUUAUUGGCUAAAAGAAUUUCAUUAUAUUCAUCCUUUUGUGAUAUUGAUGCAAAGUGUGUCUGCACAACUGACUAUCUCUAUAAAUGGCCACGCAAAAGAUACAUAGCACAUGAGGCAUAAUAUUGUUUUUACCAUUAUGACGUCAUGAUAGCCAACCAUAUCUCUUACACAAACAGAUAGGACUGUGUAAGGUUAUUUGUUUGGAGUGAUAUUGACCUCAGACACAGAAAAUGAUGGCAUCCCCUGAAGCUCAGUCACUAACACUUUUAGAGUUUUCUGUCAAUAUAUGGGUCCUUAUAACCACAUAUCCACCUACACUGAAAUCCAUAAUUGCAUAUUAUUAGCAGUUACAUGUACAUGUAUCAGACUGACUAAUAUCUUUGUUAUUGCAAAAGUCGAUAAUUGUUUCUUAUGGAAGAAGUAAUUUCUGCUAGUCUUAUUUUGCAAAUUGAAAAUUGAUCGAUACAUUGUAUGCAGUAGAACUGCACUACAUUUAAAUCCCAUGCAUGCAAUAGAAAUUGCAAAAGAUUACAGCACCAAAAUUUGAAUGCUUUCUUUCUGAAUUAUCAAAAUGCAUAAAUUUCAGCUGUUGAGAGUUAUCUUUUAUCCAUAAGUGUAUUACAUGUCAUGAUUUAAUUAUGUUUAUUAGAUGUUAUUAGAUCUGCUUGAUGCACAUUUAGUGUAGUGAGUACCGGUAUGUGAGAUCUAACUUCUAAUUUUAAUUAGAUUGCCUGUAAAACUAUCCUAAUAAUCAGACAUAAAACAAUACCAUAGAUUUCUCAUUUUAUGUGAAUACUUGGCCUUCAUAUUUUAACCUUAAGUCACUUAUAAUAAUUUGUACAAAAUAUAUUAGUAUUUGGAAAAUUUGGGUAAUUUUUUGUCAAGACGUUGAGAACUGCUAUUGAUGUGAAAAUAUUACUGCAAAUUUACAAUGAAUACUCCCAAAAGCAGCGGUGGCAUUACUACGUCUAUGAAUAGUUUCCGAUACAAUUUUUAUUUUCAUUGAAUAUGAAGCAUAUUAUUUAAUAUCUAGUGGAAUUUUUUUUAUUUUGUUUCAAUUUUGAUACAUGUAUGGGAUAUAUAAAAUUUCACCUCAUAAAUAUCAAAAUAUUGAAAAACUGCGGUUACCAUGGCAACCAUAUCAGCCUUAUAACCCUGAUGACCAUGGCUGAAAUUUUCAUAUUAUGAUACAUUAACGUAAGGCAAAUUAUAUGUAAAAAUGAGAAAAAUUCAUUGAGCGCAUUUUUUUUCACGGACCCUUGCAAUCGCUUCCUUAAUAUUGCAAAAUGACUUGAAGAUGUCGAAUUCCGAGAACAUGAAUUCAUGAAUGGACUGUUGCAUUAGAGUUUCUAUAUAUAUUUCAGCAACAUAAAACAUUUAAAAUAAGAGCAAGUAAUUAUAUUUUGCAAGCAUGGCUUCUGUCUAAAUUAUGUGAUGAUACUGUAAACCAACUUUUAUUCGUGUGCAAGAAAUAUCCGUGAGUUUCGCAACCUACGUUAACUCGUGAAUAAUAAUCGCCGCGUACCACUUAUUUUGCUUUGUUUUCGUAGAGAAUGUUUCCUCAGUCGUGAAAAUUAACCGUCGCAUAUUGAUUUCAAACUGCUAAAUUGCGAAUAAAAUAUGACGUGAAUAAUAGUUGGUUUACAGUAAAUUCCUUGCAUAUACUUAAGAAUCUUUAAUGUAACGUUAUUGCUUAAGCAAAAAAAAAAAAAAAAGAUUUGUUUUAUCCUACACAUAAUAUAAACAAUACAUUUUAUAUUAGAAAACAUUUAGUUGACCUUAUUUAUAAUUAAUGUGUGAACACUGUGGAUGUACAUUUAUGUAUAGUUGUCUUAGAUAUCUUUGCAAUAAACCUGAACCAAACAGUCA
Messenger RNA from Saccostrea echinata, 4226 nucleotides. Its product is annotated as E3 ubiquitin-protein ligase rnf8-B-like. Gene Ontology annotation, molecular function: zinc ion binding. The transcript is spliced from 8 exons. Bases 267 to 1892 code for a protein of 541 amino acids. The record is from RefSeq and is a predicted model, not a curated record. Lineage: Eukaryota; Metazoa; Mollusca; Bivalvia; Ostreida; Ostreidae.